UGUGGAAAAAUUAAACAAAGCCGCUGGAUGUAGCUCCUUGGGAUGUUCCAAAAAUCCAAUGAAAAGUGUCAGUACAUAAGAGGUUAUUUACUGAGACUUUAUUACAUUUCAUACCUAUCUCAUUUCAUUUAAUUUCAUCAUUUUACUUCAUAUUGUUUUUCAUAAAACAGAAUAUAAAUAAGAUUCGACUAUAAGCUGUGAUACCUUCGUGUUUCCCGUUAAAAAAACGGAACAGCUACUACUAUCAAUGUCAAAACUAAGCAACCUCAAAAUUUGGUUUUCAUACCAUUUCUAACUUCAUAUAAACCAAAAAAUCUGAAUCAAAUUAUGUUUAGAACUAUAUUAAAUAAAUUAAAUCCAGUCGAGUUAACAUGCGGAUUCCACACUACAGCCUGCUUGAAUGAAGUUAGGCUACUUACAAGGCUUCGUGUUGUUGAUAACUCUGAAAUCGGAAUGCGAGCCAUGGCCGAAGGAAAACCUCCGAAAGUAAUUUGUGUAUACAACAAACAACGUGUCGGCUUUAUUGGUGACAGAGUAAUGGUAGCUAUCAAAGGGCAAAAGAAGAAAGGCAUUCUUGUAGGUCUCAAGCAAACACAAAAGGUCAAAGUACCAAAGUUCGACAGCAACAACAUAGUUUUAAUAGAUGACAACGGAACACCUCUAGGAACCAGAAUACAUGUACCCAUACCAACUAUCCUCCGAACAAUUUUGAAAGAGAAAACUCAUUCUAAAGGAGCUGAUUACACAAAACUACUGGCCAUAGCCACCAAAUUUGUUUAAUUUCUAGGUACAUAGUUAAUAAAUUAGUGUAUAUAGAUA
Messenger RNA from Bombyx mori (domestic silkworm), 819 nucleotides. It is a transcript of the gene mRpL14, whose product is annotated as large ribosomal subunit protein uL14m. Gene Ontology annotation, cellular component: mitochondrion; ribosome. The record is from RefSeq and is a predicted model, not a curated record. The coding region runs from base 328 to 780 and encodes 150 amino acids. Lineage: Eukaryota; Metazoa; Arthropoda; Insecta; Lepidoptera; Bombycidae. Gene Ontology annotation, biological process: translation. The transcript has 2 exons. Gene Ontology annotation, molecular function: structural constituent of ribosome.